CACGACCUCACCCACCCCAUCGACGCCCCCAGCCAGGCGGCCACCGACAUAGCGAAGAGCCUUUCAUUCGACAAGGUGAACGUCGUGACGGUCGAGAAUGCCCCUGGCUUCGACCCCCCUCCCAGCACACCCUCCACGGCCCCCGCCAUCAUCGAACACCUACCACAGUUCCAAAGGGCCACAGAGCUGCGUAUCCACAGCGCUGUGGGCGGUCCUGCGGGCCGGCUGCUGGCGGAGAGGAUGCCCAGGGAGGUAGAGACCGUCUGGUUUGGCGCAGCUGUCAGCACAGAGACGAGGAGGGGCGUGCUGGGGACGCUGGGGGAGGGGAGGGAGGUGGGCACUGCCGAGUUGGGACACGAUUGCAGUCAUAUCAGCCUCACUCAGGGCGGCGCCUUUGACGGCUGGGAGUCGGAGAGCUUCCCAUCCAUUCGCACGAUACUGAUAUACUUCUCAGGUAUGUGAGGAAGGUGCUCGUCUGUGUCAUCCGCCUUGUCUGUGUGUGUUUCAUUCAGUGCCCGAUGACUUGAAGGAUGCUGUUGCCGCCAACCUCAUACGCGACGGCCUCUCGACUUUGCUCAAGGCUGGCGUGCGCGGCCUGGCGAGUGUGGCGCUGGACCUGCCGGACUACAAGUAUGGCGACCGGCAGGACAAGCAUGGCGACCUCGACGAUGCCAUUCGGCAGGUGUUCCGGGACAGAUCGAGAGUGGGCGAUUUCAUCAUCAACACUUGGGAUGGUGUUGGCCCCCGGUUCUGGUACGAGUCCGUGACGGCAACUCGUACCUCCUAA
Messenger RNA from Vitrella brassicaformis, 787 nucleotides. The record is from the annotation of a GenBank genome assembly. NCBI's taxonomy places the organism in Eukaryota, Vitrellaceae.